AUGGCGCCCCCCGACCUCGCCGACACAACCAUCUUCCCCACCUUCGCCGACUGCCCGGAGCCCUCCCCCUCCUCCCCCACCCCAACCCAACCCUGGUACCUCCUCGGCCAAAUCACCCACGACAUGACAAUCACCAAGCCCACCCUCGUCCUGGCGGACCGCUCGGGCGCGCCCUUCGCCCUCGUCUUCGACGGCCACGGCCACGGCCACGGGCGCCUGCCCGAGUCGGCGCCCCCGGAGGCGAGGGGCCUCGACCUGCGCGCCAGGGGCCUCCGCAGGGGGGCGACGGCCGUCGUACCCAUGGCCGAGCGGACGCCGCCCGCGGCGGAAGGGGGUGGUGGUAGGGGGUUUGUGCGCGUGCCGGCCGGGGCGGAGGACGUGGUUGGGGCUGUGCCGGGCCCGUUGGAGAGGGUGGUGGAUGUUGCGGGAAGGAUGAGGGCGGGGGAUGCGGGGGAGAGGUGUGGGAGGUGUGGUGGGGAGGGGGAGGGGGGAGGGGAGGGAGGGAAGGUGGUGCUGAGGAGGUGUACGGGGUGUGGGGAGGUGAGGUAUUGUUCUAAGGACUGUCAAGUUGAGGACUGGAAUGCCGGCGGCCAUAAGGGGGACUGUAAGAUUUUCAAAGCUCUCAAUGACAUAUGGAAGUGAAACUUGGGGGUCAUAUCCGGGCUCUACUGUAAUUCCCUUGAAAUCAUUAUUCUGCGAUUUCCAUCUGAUUCUAGUCAGGACCCAACCUUAUCGGAGCUGCCUAGCCGGAGGGUGGUGGCAUGAUGCGGGGUCCGGAGUUCAUUUGCCGGACCUUACGGAUCCCGCCAAGGUGACUUGGCGGUCCUGCGACCAGGUCCUCAUCCGAUAUCUAUAGAUAGCCGGUCGUGGCAAAAUGCCUUCCGAGGUACCUAGUGCUAAAAUCCCAUUGCAGGGGAAGUAUAUAUCUUCUUCACUGCUCCUUCUAGCUUUGGACCUUCCCUGUUUAUUUACUC
Phialemonium atrogriseum is the source of this 974-nucleotide messenger RNA. RefSeq lists its product as uncharacterized. The record is from RefSeq and is a predicted model, not a curated record. The transcript is spliced from 2 exons. Bases 1 to 642 code for a protein of 213 amino acids. Lineage: Eukaryota; Fungi; Ascomycota; Sordariomycetes; Cephalothecales; Cephalothecaceae.